Pseudoliparis swirei is the source of this 2073-nucleotide messenger RNA. RefSeq names its product ER lumen protein-retaining receptor 2-like. Gene Ontology annotation, cellular component: cis-Golgi network; endoplasmic reticulum; membrane. Lineage: Eukaryota; Metazoa; Chordata; Actinopteri; Perciformes; Liparidae. Gene Ontology annotation, molecular function: ER lumen protein retrieval receptor activity. The record is from RefSeq and is a predicted model, not a curated record. The coding region runs from base 139 to 777 and encodes 212 amino acids. The transcript is spliced from 5 exons. Gene Ontology annotation, biological process: protein retention in ER lumen; endoplasmic reticulum to Golgi vesicle-mediated transport.
UUCACGGGAAGCCCACAGACCGGUGGCUCGCUCCUAAAUUAAAGAGAAUAAGCUUUAAUAAAAAGACAGCGAUCUACUUUUAAAGGAUUAAAGGGGCAUCUGCGUGAGCUGCACAGCUAGUCUCUGUUAUUUUCAACAAUGAACAUCUUCAGACUGACAGGAGACCUCUCUCAUCUGGCUGCUAUCAUCAUCCUGCUACUCAAAAUAUGGAAAAGCAGGUCGUGUGCAGGUAUCUCUGGAAAGAGCCAAAUCCUGUUUGCUAUCUUGUUCACCACACGCUACUUGGAUCUGCUCACCUCCUUCAUCUCCUUCUAUAACACAAGCAUGAAGGUGAUCUACAUCGGUUGUGCGUAUGCCACCGUCUACCUGAUCUACGUGAAGUUCAGGGCCACCUACGAUGGCAACCAUGACAGUUUCAGAGUGGAGUUCCUGGUUGUUCCUGUCGGGGGUCUUGCUGUUCUCAUCAACCACGACUUCGCUCUCCUCGAGAUCCUCUGGACGUUCUCCAUCUACCUGGAGUCGGUGGCAAUCCUGCCGCAGCUCUUCAUGAUCAGCAAGACUGGCGAGGCAGAGACGAUCACCACCCACUACCUGUUCUGCCUGGGCCUGUAUCGGGCCCUCUAUCUUUUCAACUGGAUCUGGCGUUUCUACUUUGAAGGCUUCUUUGACAUGAUCGCCAUUGUGGCCGGUUUGGUCCAGACUGUCCUCUACUGUGACUUCUUCUACCUUUAUGUCACCAAAGUGUUGAAAGGCAAGAAGCUGAGCCUGCCGGCAUAAAACACGCAGAAGGAGAUGGAGACUCCCAGCAGACUUUUGGGGGUGUGGAGAUGACAUCAUGUAAUCUCGUGACCUACAACAAAAGAUGCCUGAGACAGAGAGCCAACUAUCGGGGGGGAAAAACACUAGUCUUCUUGAUGGAUCUGGUAAAUGCCAACAAACACCAGAGCUGAGCAAAAAUCCUAGCUGGUCAACCUUUGAAUUUCUGCGUUCAGCAUCUUGCCUUAAACUUCUUUUCAUUGCUGUUCAAAAUAGGAGAAAAGGCGUCUUUUUUUCUUCUUCUUCCUUUCUUUAUUUUCUCUUUUAUUCUAUUUUAUUUUUUUACAUGUGAGGUGUCUACGCUUGUUUUUUAAUUUUUCUUUUUAUAAUGUCAAAAAUAGGGUUGACUGAAAAGUACCUUGUUUGACUUGGUAAUGAAAUGCACAAAUGUACAGUCUUAUUAAAGAGUGAGAUAAAGAGGUAAUGUGCCUGAUGAAGAUUAUGUCCACAGUAUUUCUUUUUAGUCUGCAUAUACUGUUCUACAUGUACCGUCUCCAGGAAUAUGUAACGAUGCCAACAGCAACAGUUAAACGCCAACACACAUGCAUUUUGUAAAAGCAUCGCUUUCUAAAAUUGCUCUCAACAACAUUUUAACUCUAUCAAUCUGAAACAUUUUGUAAACAACGGUCAUUAGAAGGUUUGUAGUUUCAUCUCAUGAAAUUAAUUAAUGUAAUGUCAGCAAUCAGUUAGGCCUAGAUAGUAUUUUAAAAUAGUGGAUAUGUCAUUUGGGAUGAAAUCUCAUGUGUUUAUUGAUCUUUUUUUCCUGUAUUGAAGGGAAUAUAAUGCAUCAAUUGUUUCACAGCUUUAAUGAUUCAAAAAAAUGCGACAUCAUAUUUCUGAUGUAGAUCGAGCACAAACUUUGUUUCUGCCUGGUUGCACCCCAUUUCCAAACUCAGAAACACCUUCAAGCGGUGACUUGUCGGUUAUCUCAAGGUUGAAAUCUCACUGAAGUCGAGAGUACAGCAAUAAGGAAUUGCUAAAUGAUGAUAUUUUGCAUUAAAGUGCAUCAGCACUUUGACUGGUCGUGACAUUUCAAGUGUGGACUGAAUGUCUAAUUAAACAGAUUUGACAUGGUGCUGGUCUAUAAUCGCGUGGUGUUCAAUGGGUGCAUUUCUAUAACAUUUAAAGGCCUCUUGAAAACUUUAAUGUUUUUUUCUUAUGCAAACUAGUCAUUCCUAAAGAAUUAUGUACACUUUUUAGGUCUUUUUUUUCUUUUCUUGCAUGAUAUCACCUCCAUUAAAGAUUUUAUGAGAAUCA